Messenger RNA from Phaeoacremonium minimum UCRPA7, 1497 nucleotides. Its product is annotated as putative pantothenate protein. Bases 1 to 1497 code for a protein of 498 amino acids. The transcript has 11 exons. Lineage: Eukaryota; Fungi; Ascomycota; Sordariomycetes; Togniniales; Togniniaceae. Gene Ontology annotation, cellular component: membrane. Gene Ontology annotation, biological process: transmembrane transport. The record is from RefSeq and is a predicted model, not a curated record. Gene Ontology annotation, molecular function: transmembrane transporter activity.
AUGUCAACUAACACGGCUUCCGGCGCUGCUAGCCCCAAGGACAACGGCAACAUUCAGGUUGCAGUUGAGGCUGCUUCAGCUGAGGAGGAGCAUCGACGACACCUGUUCGGCAUUACCCUACCUCGCUACUUCAAUAGAGAUGCAGAUCGCACGUCCUACACUGCUCUGUCGUGUUUCAUGCAGACACUAGACAAUACCAAUAUCAGUAAUGCGUACGUUUCUGGCAUGAAGGAAGAUCUUUCCCUCUUUGACAAUGAGCUCAAUUAUUUUUCGACAACCUUCAACUGCGGUAUUAUCGCUGGCGCAGUACCGCUCAUUCUGUUGGCGACCAGAAUCAGGCCCUCGAUUUUGAUGCCUGCCUGCGAGCUGGCUUGGACAGCACUCGUAAUGGGCAUCGCCGGAGCCAAAUCUGCUCAGGCUGUUUAUGGCCUACGGUUUGCUAUCGGUUUUUUUCAGGGAAUUGCUUUCCCCGGAUUUGCUGCGGUCCUUGGUGCUUGGUACACACCUUCCGAGUUGGGCAAACGGAUGGCUCUUUACGAAGUGUCUGCUCGAGUAGCUGGAAUGUUUUCGGGAUAUAUUCAGGCAGGACUUUACACUAAUAUGAACGGAAAGGGCAUGGCAAGUUGGAGAUGGCUCUUCAUCUUUGAUGGCUUGAUUUCCAUCCCUAUCUCGCUAUGGGGUUUCUAUGCUUUACCUGAUCAGCCGAGGGAUACCAAGGCGAGAUGGUUGAAGGCUCCGGAGGUCGAUCUUGCCAUCCGACGUAUGGACAGUGUGGGUAGAAAGCCAGUACAAAAGAUUACUUGGACACGAUUCAAAGGAAUCUGGACAACUUGGCAUGUCUAUUUGUUUGUGGCGUGUUACUUCUUGUACGGUGCCUUUUCUUGGGGUGACGGCUAUUUCAACUUGUGGCUACAAUACCUUGGCAAGUACACAGUUCCUCAGAUCAACAACAUUCCGACGGCCGGACAGGGUGCAGCCCUGGUGAACGCCAUUAUCAGCGGGUUCAUCUCAGACUGGCUGGAGAAUCGCCCCAUCGUUAUUGUGGCCAACAUGAUGAUAUGUCUCGCGGGCAACGUCUUUGUAUCUGUCUGGAAAGCACCGGAAUGGCUCAAAUUCAUCGGCUAUAUCUUCAUUACCGCUGGUCUACCCGCCCAGUCCAUUACCAUUGCCUGGCUUAAUGAAGUUUGUCAAGGCAAUGGCACGCUUCGCGGACUAAUUGUAUCGCUGGGCAACACAGCUGUCUAUGCAAUCAACUCUUGGGCCUUGGUCCUCCUCUUCCCAGCUGUGGACGCUCCUCACUACAAAUACGGGUAUCAAGUGUGUGCCGGGAUGAUAGCCUUGGCUAUUUUGACUGUGGGCGCAAUCCUCUUGAUGAUCAGAAGCGAUAUACAUCGUGGAAAAGCGCGUCGUAAUGACCAGGGCCUCCUUGAGUUCACAGCAUGGGAAAACCUUGAAGGAAUCGAGAUCCCUCGGGAGCCGUCCAUUUCGAAAGUCUGA